AUGAACACGAACAUGAAGAAGGUUUCAGCUGCAGUACUUUAUCACUACCCUUGUCCUGACGGCGUUUUCGCUGCUCUCGCCGCACAUCUUUACUUCAAAGCAACUUCCUUACUCUCUCCUCUCUUCUUUCCCAACACUGUCUAUUCUCCUCUCAGAGUGGAAGACCUUCCAUUGAAUCAAAUUACUGAUCUUUAUCUUCUAGAUUUUGUUGGCCCACCUGGAUUUGUUCACGAAAUCUCCACCAAAGUUCCAAGAGUGAUUGUUUUGGACCACCACAAAACUGCACUUGAGAGCCUUUGUAGUGAUGAUACUUCACUUGGUGAGAAUGUGACAAAGGUUAUUGACAUGGAAAGAAGCGGGGCUACUAUUGCUUUUGAUUACUUCAAAGAAAAGCUUGUGAAUCCUGAUGUUUGUGUUGUGGUGAACCAACCUUCGGUGAUUGGUGAAUUCGAUCGUGCGAGGAAACUUUUUAAGUACAUUGAAGAUGUGGAUCUUUGGAGGUGGAGACUUCAGAAUAGCAAAGCUUUUAGCAGUGGUUUGAAGGAUUUGAACAUUGAGUUUGAUGCCCGAAUAAACCCUUCCUUGUUCGACCAGUUGCUUUCAUUGGACUUGGAUGCUGUUAUUAGUCAAGGCGCGGUGAGCUUGUCACAUAAGCAAAAAUUAAUUGAUGAUUGUCUCAGCAACUCAUAUGAAAUCGCCCUUGGAAAAGGUGCAUAUGGUCACUGCCUGGCUGUUAAUGCAGAUGCUGCACUUUCAGAGUUAAGGAGUGAACUAGGACAUCAGUUAGCUACUAAAAGCCAGAAAUUGAAAUUGAGGGGUAUUGGAGCUGUUGUAUAUAAUGUUCCAGAGCUUGAAAAUAACCAGAAGCUAAAAAUAAGUCUGAGGAGUUUGGACAAUGAAGAUACAACUUGCAUCUCUCAGGAAUUCGGAGGUGGUGGACAUCGAAAUGCCAGCUCUUUCAUGUUAAAAUCUGAAGAAUUUGAGCAGUGGAAGAUGUGA
Messenger RNA from Vicia faba (fava bean), 999 nucleotides. The record is from the annotation of a GenBank genome assembly. NCBI's taxonomy places the organism in Eukaryota, Viridiplantae, Streptophyta, Magnoliopsida, Fabales, Fabaceae.